AUGGUCUCAAUGAGUGGACCGUCUACUUCAAUUCAGGGAACGACCGAAGCUCAGCCGAUCGACGGGAACACACUCAAUGAACUCAUCUCAUCGGGAAAGGAAGUCUGUAUUCUGGAUUGUCGCACUCGAGGCUCUUCACUCAAAAACUCAACUCGUGUUCGUCUACCUCAUGUCCUUCUUCGACGCCUUCAGAGUGGAUCGCUUCCACUCACAAAUAUCUCUUCUAGAUUAGUGGAUGAUGGAGUGAUUGUUGUUGUGAUUCCUGAAGAAGAACCAACACAAGGAGCACAAUCAAAAGAUGUAUUGAAUGCGCUGAAGAAACAAGGAAAACAAACAUUGUUUCUGCUUGCUGAUGGAGUUGAAUCCGUUCUUGACCAAUUCCCAAAACUGAAGGAGUGUCAAAUGAUGGAAUCGAAUAUGAUGAUGAAUCCACCAAGUCCGAAAAAGAAAGGAGAGGAUUUGAGAUCGCUCAAUCUUGAUGCUCUCCGGAUCGAAAACGAUAUUGAGGGACCUGGUCUUAACCUCACUCCAAUGCCAAAGACUAACGAUAAGCGACAGACAUUCCCUGUUCAAAUCCUUCCACAUCUCUAUUUGGGUAAUGCGGAAACAGCCGAGAAUAAGGAGCUUCUUGAUAGUUACGGUAUUCACUACAUCAUCAACGUGACUUCAAAUCUUGACAAUUUCUUCGAGGAUGACUCUCGUUUUCACUAUCUUCGUAUCUCGGUUGAUGACAAUGCCGCCUACAAUUUGACACAGUUCUUCCCACAAGCGAUCGAUUUCAUUGAUGAAGCUGAACGAGAGAACGAGGGCUGUUUAGUGCACUGUUUGGCAGGAAUCAGUCGAUCUGUGACGAUCUGUCUUGCUUAUUUGAUGUUCACAAGAAAAUGGUCUCUCGAGGAAGCAUACGAUGUUGUACUAGGUCGAAACGCAAGCAUUGCUCCCAAUUUCCACUUUAUGGGUCAACUCAGCGACUAUGAGAGAUUUCUCGGCAUUCAGCCAAAGAAAGGCUCGGCUUCAUUGUCUCCAUGUUGUGGAGCUGAAGCGAGUAGUGCGGCUCGUCCCCCAUCCGCUUGUCUCACUCCUCCACCAACGUCAUUCCCGAAAAACGAAAAGAGACACUUUGAUGAA
Molecule: messenger RNA, 1128 nt
Organism: Mesorhabditis belari
Lineage: Eukaryota; Metazoa; Nematoda; Chromadorea; Rhabditida; Rhabditidae
Source: the annotation of a GenBank genome assembly